This is a messenger RNA of Zychaea mexicana, 1284 nucleotides long. RefSeq names its product PCI domain-containing protein. Lineage: Eukaryota; Fungi; Mucoromycota; Mucoromycetes; Mucorales; Lichtheimiaceae. The record is from RefSeq and is a predicted model, not a curated record. Gene Ontology annotation, molecular function: structural molecule activity. The transcript has 9 exons. Gene Ontology annotation, biological process: ubiquitin-dependent protein catabolic process. Gene Ontology annotation, cellular component: proteasome regulatory particle, lid subcomplex. The coding region runs from base 1 to 1284 and encodes 427 amino acids.
AUGGUCACGGCUACACAAAAGAACGCUGAACCACCAACAGAACGUCUCAGACAAGCAGAAGAGUUAAAGAAUGCAAAACAGAUUGAACAAGCCAUUGCCUUGUACAAUUCCGUCUUGUCAGAGCAAUCCGCGAACGAAGAAGUACUGAAGGAACAAGAAUACGCUCUUGUCCAUCUCGGACAGCUCUAUCGCGACCUUGGUUUGGCUCAGGAACUUGCUGGUUUAAUUCGCUCAUCGCGUUCCUUUAUGGGUUCCAUUGCUAAAGCAAAGACAGCCAAGUUGAUUCGAACAAUGAUUGAUCAUUUCGGCGCCAUACCCAACUGCUUGCCACUUCAAAUCGACGUAUGCAAAGAAACAAUUGCCUGGUCUGUGGAGGAAAAGCGUAUCUUUCUAAAGCAGUCGUUGGAGACACGCCUCGUUGCACUCUACCUCGAUAACAAAAUGUACCACGAAUCGCUAAGCUUAAUCUCCCAGCUGCUCAAGGAGUUGAAGCGUUUGGACGACAAAAUGGUGCUGGUUGAAGUUCAGUUGUUGGAAAGCAGAGUAUGCCAUGCCCUGCGAAAUCUGCCUAAAGCAAGAGCAGCACUCACAUCCGCACGAACGUCGGCCAAUGCCAUCUAUUGUCCACCACUUUUACAAGCUGCUUUGGAUAUGCAGUCUGGUGUUUUGCAUUCCGAGGAGAAGGAUUACAAGACUGCGUAUUCGUACUUUUUCGAAGCAUUUGAAGGAUACUCGAGCCAAGAUGAUAACAAGGCUGUUUUGGCACUAAAGUACAUGCUUCUGUGUAAAAUCAUGCUCAACUUGCCUGAGGAUAUCCAUUCGAUUCUUGGCGGCAAGAUGGCACUGCGAUACUCGGGUGCAGAUAUCGAGGCAAUGAAGGCAGUUGCCAAUGCACAUCAAAACAGAAACUUGCAAGAAUUUGAAACAGCCCUUGCAACCUACACAAAUGAACUUAACGACGACCCUAUCAUCCGCACUCAGCUGGCUGCCCUCUAUGACACCCUUCUUGAGCAGAACCUUGUCCGCAUCAUCGAACCAUUCUCUCGAGUGGAGAUUUCUCAUAUUGCCGAUGUCGUUAAGCUCCCAACACAGCAAGUCGAAAAUAAGUUAUCACAAAUGAUCCUGGACAAGGCAUUCCAUGGCAUCCUUGACCAAGGAGCAGGAUGCUUAAUUGUGUUUGAUGAACCAGAGGAAGAUAAAACAUAUGAGACUGCCAUCGAUACUCUCAAGCAAGUCGAUAAAGUUGUUACCAGUUUGUACCAAAAGGCUGCAAAGCUUUCUUAA